Messenger RNA from Jaculus jaculus (lesser Egyptian jerboa), 7362 nucleotides. It is a transcript of the gene Arhgap35, whose product is annotated as Rho GTPase activating protein 35. Gene Ontology annotation, biological process: signal transduction. Lineage: Eukaryota; Metazoa; Chordata; Mammalia; Rodentia; Dipodidae. The record is from RefSeq and is a predicted model, not a curated record. The transcript has 7 exons. Bases 266 to 4765 code for a protein of 1499 amino acids. Gene Ontology annotation, molecular function: GTPase activity; GTP binding.
CGGAGCCCGAGGGGGAACAUGGCGCCGGGGCCGCCGCCGCCGCCGCGAUCCCGGAGGCCGGCUCCGCGCUGAGGGACCGACCCCAGCGGGUAGAAUGUUGGCAAUUUGGCAAUGAGAAGUGGUAAAAACUGACAUCGUACUGGUGGUAUACAAACACACACUAUGGGACCUGGCCCUUUCCAUGCUUAAGUAGCCAGCCUUCUACUCCACUGGAGAACACUCAUCUGAUCUUGAAAGUGGCUGAGUGUGGCAGGAUGUGUCGACGAUGAUGAUGGCAAGAAAGCAAGAUGUCCGCAUUCCCACCUACAACAUCAGCGUGGUGGGAUUGUCUGGGACUGAGAAGGAGAAAGGCCAGUGCGGCAUUGGGAAGUCUUGUCUGUGCAACCGCUUUGUGCGCCCAAGUGCUGAUGAGUUCCACCUGGACCAUACCUCUGUCCUCAGCACCAGUGACUUUGGUGGACGAGUGGUCAAUAAUGACCACUUUCUCUACUGGGGAGAAGUUAGCCGCUCCCUGGAGGACUGUGUGGAAUGUAAGAUGCACAUUGUGGAGCAGACUGAAUUUAUUGAUGAUCAGACUUUCCAGCCUCAUCGAAGCACGGCUCUGCAGCCCUACAUCAAGAGAGCUGCUGCCACUAAGCUUGCAUCUGCUGAAAAACUCAUGUACUUUUGCACUGACCAGCUGGGGCUGGAACAGGACUUUGAGCAGAAACAAAUGCCUGAUGGGAAGCUGCUGGUUGAUGGCUUCCUUUUGGGCAUUGAUGUUAGCAGGGGUAUGAAUAGAAACUUUGAUGACCAGCUCAAGUUUGUAUCCAAUCUCUACAAUCAGCUUGCAAAAACAAAAAAGCCCAUAGUGGUAGUCCUGACUAAGUGUGAUGAGGGCGUUGAGCGGUACAUUAGAGAUGCACAUACUUUUGCCUUAAGCAAAAAGAACCUCCAGGUUGUCGAGACCUCAGCGAGAUCCAAUGUAAACGUGGACUUGGCUUUCAGCACCUUAGUGCAACUCAUUGAUAAGAGUCGGGGAAAAACGAAAAUCAUUCCUUACUUUGAAGCUCUCAAGCAGCAGAGUCAGCAGAUCGCCACGGCAAAAGACAAAUAUGAGUGGCUGGUGAGCCGUAUUGUGAAAAACCACAAUGAGAACUGGCUGAGUAUCAGCCGAAAGAUGCAGGUAUCCCCAGAGUAUCAGGACUAUGUCUACCUGGAAGGGACUCAGAAAGCCAAGAAGCUAUUCCUGCAGCACAUCCACCGCCUCAAGAAUGAGCAUAUUGAGCGCAGAAGAAAGUUGUACCUGGCAGCCCUGCCGCUGGCCUUUGAAGCCCUCAUACCCAACCUGGAUGAGAUAGAUCAUCUAAGCUGCAUGAAAGCCAAAAAACUCCUAGAGACCAAGCCAGAAUUUUUGAAGUGGUUUGUUGUGCUUGAAGAGACACCAUGGGAUGCUACCAGCCACAUUGACAACAUGGAAAAUGAGCGGAUUCCCUUUGACUUGAUGGAUACUGCCCCUGCUGAGCAGCUGUAUGAGACCCACUUAGAAAAGUUGAGGAAUGAGAGGAAGAGAGCUGAGAUGCGAAGGGCAUUCAAAGAAAAUCUGGAGACUUCUCCUUUCAUAACUCCUGGGAAGCCUUGGGAGGAGGCCCGCAGUUUUAUUAUGAAUGAAGAUUUCUACCAGUGGCUGGAAGAAUCGGUAUACAUGGAAAUCUAUGGCAAGCACCAAAAGCAAAUUAUAGAUAGAGCAAAGGAAGAGUUUCAGGAGUUACUUCUGGAAUAUUCAGAAUUGUUUUAUGAGCUAGAGCUGGAUGCCAAGCCUAGCAAGGAGAAGAUGGGUGUCAUUCAGGAUGUUCUAGGUGAAGAACAGCGAUUUAAAGCAUUACAAAAGCUCCAAGCGGAGCGGGAUGCCCUCAUUUUGAAGCACAUUCAUUUUGUGUACCACCCCACAAAGGAGACAUGCCCCAGCUGCCCAGCUUGUGUGGAUGCUAAGAUUGAGCACUUGAUUAGCUCUCGGUUCAUCAGGCCCUCUGACCGAAAUCAGAAGAAUUCACUCUCUGACCCCAAUAUUGAUAGGAUCAAUUUAGUUAUCUUGGGCAAAGAUGGCCUUGCCCGAGAGUUGGCCAAUGAAAUUCGAGCUCUUUGUACAAAUGAUGACAAGUAUGUGAUAGAUGGUAAAAUGUAUGAGCUUUCCCUGAGGCCAAUAGAGGGGAAUGUCAGACUUCCUGUGAAUUCCUUCCAGACACCGACCUUUCAGCCCCAUGGCUGCCUCUGCCUGUAUAAUUCAAAGGAGUCACUGUCCUAUGUGGUGGAGAGUAUAGAGAAGAGCAGAGAGUCCACGUUAGGCAGGCGGGAUAAUCACUUAGUCCACCUUCCCCUGACCUUAAUUCUAGUUAACAAGCGAGGAGAUACAAGUGGAGAGACCCUGCACAGCUUAAUACAACAAGGACAGCAGAUUGCUAGCAAACUUCAGUGCGUCUUUCUAGACCCUGCAUCUGCUGGCAUUGGUUAUGGACGCAACAUUAAUGAGAAGCAAAUCAGUCAAGUUUUGAAGGGACUCCUGGACUCUAAGCGUAACUUAAACCUGGUUAGUUCUACUGCUAGCAUCAAAGAUUUGGCUGAUGUGGACCUCCGAAUUGUCAUGUGUCUGAUGUGUGGUGAUCCCUUUAGUGCAGACGACAUACUGUCUCCUGUCUUGCAGUCCCAAACCUGUAAGUCUUCUCACUGUGGAAGCAACAACUCUGUUUUACUUGAACUUCCAAUUGGACUACACAAGAAGCGCAUUGAACUGUCUGUCCUUUCAUACCAUUCCUCAUUUAGCAUCCGAAAGAGCCGCUUGGUUCAUGGGUACAUUGUUUUUUAUUCAGCCAAACGUAAGGCCUCCUUGGCAAUGUUACGUGCCUUUCUUUGUGAAGUGCAGGAUAUUAUCCCCAUCCAGCUUGUUGCACUCACUGAUGGCACUAUCGAUGUCCUGGACAAUGACUUAAGUCGGGAGCAACUGACAGAGGGGGAGGAGAUUGCGCAAGAAAUCGAUGGGAGGUUCACAAGCAUCCCCUGUAGCCAACCCCAGCAUAAACUUGAACUCUUUCACCCAUUUUUUAAAGAUGUGGUAGAGAAAAAGAACAUAAUUGAGGCCACUCAUAUGUAUGACAAUGUUGCUGAGGCCUGCAGCACUACUGAGGAGGUGUUCAACUCCCCCCGGGCCGGGUCACCACUCUGUAACUCGAACCUGCAAGACUCAGAAGAGGACAUCGAGCCUCCAUCAUACAGCUUGUUUCGGGAAGACACGUCACUGCCCUCACUGUCCAAAGACCAUUCCAAGCUUUCUAUGGAACUGGAGGGAAACGACGGGCUAUCUUUCAUCAUGAGCAGUUUCGAGAGUAAACUAAACAACAAAGUACCUCCACCAGUCAAACCAAAGCCUCCUGUUCAUUUUGACAUCGCGAAGGACCUGUCUUACCUAGAGCAAGGCCAUAGGGAUGGGCAGAGGAAGUCUAUGUCCUCUAGCCCCUGGCUGCCCCAGGAUGGCUUUGAUCCUUCUGACUAUGCAGAGCCCAUGGAUGCUGUGGUCAAGCCAAGGAAUGAAGAAGAAAACAUAUACUCAGUGCCCCAUGACAGCACCCAGGGCAAGAUUAUCACCAUCCGGAAUAUCAACAAAGCCCAGUCAAAUGGCAGUGGCAAUGGUUCCGACAGUGAGAUGGAUACAAGUUCUCUGGAGCGAGGUCGCAAGGUGUCCAUUGUGAGCAAGCCUGUGCUGUACAGGACGAGAUGCACCCGGCUGGGGCGGUUUGCCAGUUACCGCACCAGCUUCAGUGUGGGCAGUGAUGAUGAGCUGGGGCCCAUCCGGAAGAAAGAGGAGGACCAGGCAUCCCAGGGCUAUAAAGGGGACAACACUGUCAUUCCAUAUGAAACAGAUGAGGACCCGCGGAGGAGGAAUAUUCUUCGCAGUCUAAGGAGGAAUACUAAGAAACCAAAGCCCAAACCCCGGCCAUCCAUCACCAAGGCAACCUGGGAGAGUAAUUAUUUUGGGGUUCCCUUAACAACUGUUGUGACUCCAGAGAAACCGAUUCCCAUUUUUAUUGAAAGAUGCAUUGAGUACAUUGAAGCCACAGGACUGAGCACAGAAGGCAUCUACCGGGUCAGUGGGAACAAGUCAGAGAUGGAGAGUCUGCAGAGACAGUUCGAUCAAGACCACAACCUGGACUUGGCUGAAAAAGACUUCACCGUGAACACUGUGGCUGGUGCCAUGAAGAGCUUUUUCUCAGAGCUGCCAGACCCGCUGGUCCCCUACAGCACACAGAGUGACUUGGUGGAGGCGCACAAAAUCAAUGACCGGGAGCAGAAAUUACAUGCCCUUAAGGAGGUGUUAAAGAAAUUCCCAAAGGAAAACCAUGAAGUCUUCAAAUACGUCAUCUCUCACCUCAACAAAGUCAGCCACAAUAACAAGGUGAAUCUCAUGACGAGUGAGAACCUGUCCAUUUGCUUCUGGCCCACCUUGAUGCGGCCUGACUUCAGCAGCAUGGAUGCACUCACGGCCACACGCUCCUACCAGACCAUCAUCGAACUCUUCAUCCAGCAGUGCCCCUUCUUCUUCUACAACCGGCCUAUCAGUGAGCCCCCAGGUGCCGCACCCGGCUCCCCUUCGGCCAUGGCUCCCACUGUUCCCUUCCUCACCUCCACACCCACCACCAGUCAGCCAUCACCACCCCAGUCACCUCCACCCACCCCCCAGUCCCCCAUGCAGCCACUGCUCCCUUCCCAGCUCCAAGCAGAACACACCCUGUGAGCCACCACAGUCUGGGUGGUAGGAGACCCAACUUUCUCUUUGAUGGGGUGGCAUUUUGCCUUGAACAAAACCAGGUCCACUGGAGCAGGAGCCACAGCCCUACCACCUUCUCAAGACCUCAGUGGUGGCAUUAGCCAGUACCCACCACAUGCUGGGCAGUUGGGUACCCUGAGUCCAGGUCUGCACCUGGCGCUGCCUGUGAUUGGCCGUAGCACCCUGCCCUCGGCCCAGGAACACUCUGAGGAUUGAACCAGUCAUGCAGCCGCCCCAGCACGCCCCUCCACUGCUCCCUAUCUGUGCGCCAGCUGCAGGACCCAAGCCCUGCCCUUAGCCAGGAGCAGAGGCUGCCCCCAGCAGGGCUGGCUGGCCCUCUGAAAAGGAUACUUCCCACCCAUGUUGUCCCCUUCCACCCUCCACACCUGCAGUGGACCCCACUUGGAACCAGAGCUGGUCUGGCCCGCGAGCACAGCAGCAUGACGGGAGAGGCUUUAUGCCUGAGGCCCCGUGUCCGGACCCAUUCCCUGAACCAGCAGUGAACACUGGAAGACGGGCGGAGAGGGAGACAGACAAAAACCACAGACCUCAAGACUCCACUCCCACCUCCUGGGCAGCUGCCGGGUAAAAGUGCCCCUAGCUGUGGCAGCAAAGCGAGGACGCCCAGGCGCUGUUGGAUCGAUCCCCUUAGGCUCUGCUAGCACCUCCUUCUUCACUGAAAGGAUAGUUUGAGCCCUUGCAAGGCUUGCUGGCAGAUGAGCCCAUCCCCAGCCCUGGUACCAUACACUACAUUGCUAUGGAAACACUACACAUACGCUACUGAGGCAUGGGGCUCCGGUUGGUGUGUUUGAUGUUGAAUUGGGAUAGCUUUAUCCCAGGCUGUGGAUGUCACCAGCAAGGGUUUGUGGGACAUGAGCAGGUGUGGGCACUGUAAAGAAACAAGUCUGGUGCACAUAUGGAGGACCCUUUGUGGUCCUGGCACACACCCUGUGCCUGCCACCACUGCGCCACCCUGGCCCAGCUCUGUUUUCUACCCACUCCUCUUCCCUUCUUCAGCCCCCAACACAGCAGCCUUUGGUAGGCUGCUGCCUGAACCCCCAGUUCUCAUCCUCACUCUGGGCCACGAAGCCUGACACUACGGUACCCUGGGCACGGGAGGGCCACAGGGCCCUACAGCACUGUCCUGGGUCUCGCCAUUGCACUUUAGAAACACGUUCCCAGGAGCCCCAGAUGGACAGCCGCCCUGCCCUCACCUCCUUGGGGCCCUGGACUAGUUGGCUGUCUCCCAACUUUAGUUCUUUAUGGCAAAAUAAGGUGCUUGAAAACAGUAGCUACCCCUGCAAGUCUUGUCGCCUCUGAGACCAGCCAAGCCCAAGGUCCAGGCGCUCUGUAAAUGCUUCCCUCCUGCUGGGUCUUUGCGAGCCGGAAGGUGGUGCGUGUCGUGUCCACUGUGGUUGCAGUCUUUUCUCUCCCCUGAGCUCUGGACAUAGAACUGUUUCCUUUCACUAGCUUUGCUACUGGUCUUGAUAUCCUAUGGAGUUCUUCAAAGUCAGGAGCCAUAGGGAGACUAGACUGGCUGGAGAGACUUAGGACCAUCCUAGUGUAAACAUGGUGACCCAGGCCACCCGUUCCUGAGGCUGCUGCAUGUGCACCUACUGGGUGAUAUCAGCAGUGGAUAUGGAGGGUUUGUGGUCAGGAGGGCCCUGUCUCAGUUCUCAUGCUUACAAAGAGCAGGCUAGGUACCUCCCACCCACCCCACGGGGCCCUGCUUGCUUCUCUUGCCUCAGCUCUUAGCUUCCUACUCUGGCCAGUCUCCAGUGGCCUUGGCAGUAAUGACAGCAGGGUAGAUGGGGUCCCACAGAGCACCUGGGGCUGGGGUGAGCUCACUGCCCUUGCCCAGGGUGCUUUUCCCUCAUCUGCUACCACUGGGCUGCUGCUCAGUACUAGGGACCAGAAAGAAGCCCUUAGAACUGACUCAGCAUCAGCUGUGGUUUGCAGAUGGACCCAGAGGCAUAUUAUGCUGGCCACUGGUGGUCAUGCCCCUUCCCCAUCGUGUUACAUUGUGAAGAUGGUCCACUUCUCUGCCCACCUUCCUCACUGAAUGCAGGCAGCAGCUGUUCUCAGUUCUGUCUUUGCCACUGCAGAGGGUGACAUCAUAGGAAUGACUUGCUGGUCAGAAGGCUCUGAUGGACAUCCCAUGCCUGAGGGCCAGUAUACCCUUAGUAGGGACUCCAUACAGCACCCUGCACACUGGCCUCAAACCCCAAGACUUGCUGUGGCCCAGCUGUAACACUCACCCCCAGGCAUCCCCAGUGGCAUGUCAGGGAGGCUCAAGCCCUGUUCUCACCCUUGCACAGAAAGGGUGAUUGGAACAUCCAGAACUGCUCCACAGCCCUGAUUAGUGUGGGGAGGCCGUGGCCGGAGGCCCAAACCAACCCCUCACCUCCGUCACACCCCCGCCGCCGCAAGGCCACCCACCGCCCGCAUGGUGGAGCCGGGGCGUAAAUUAUUGUUUGCAUUAAAGAAUCACGUUCCCGUGUACAUUUGACACAAAGGAAAUGUCUCAGAAUUGUGUGGGAAUAAAACUCAUUUGAGAAUUGGGA